This is a messenger RNA of Physella acuta, 2179 nucleotides long. RefSeq names its product battenin-like. Gene Ontology annotation, cellular component: lysosome; membrane. Gene Ontology annotation, biological process: lysosome organization; regulation of intracellular pH. The record is from RefSeq and is a predicted model, not a curated record. NCBI's taxonomy places the organism in Eukaryota, Metazoa, Mollusca, Gastropoda, Physidae.
UUAUUUUUGUAAAAAUUAAUAUUUCAGUAAUUUCAACUAAAACUGUAGCCACUUUGUCAUCAAAUGCAUUAAUCAGAGAUUUAUAAAAAGGCACACCUCCUAAUGUAUGAUAAAAAACCAUGCAUUUCUCAACACACUUAUUUGUGGGGCUUACAGUAACAAGAAUUUAUAAGCAAUUAUCAGUGUCAUUAACUUGAGAUAAUUUAAUAUAAAACAAGAUGCAGAUAAUAUCACAGCAGAAGUUAAGAUAAAGCUAAUCUUGUCAUUUAGAGAAAAUGUGUUAAAGAAGUAGUUCAAACAUUAGAUAGUUGAUAUCAACACAUCCAUCAGAUCACUUCACUUAUUACCAAAUAGUGUGUUCAUGUUACAACACUUGAUAAACUUUUAGUUCAUUCACUUGUGAAAUUUUAGUAUAGAUGUUUUUCUAUAGUAUACAAAUGACAUAGUAAUUGAAACUGGAGAGAACAGUAUACCUUUUUAUAUAAUGUUUUUGGACAUCUCUUUAUAAAAGUGAUUAAAAAAAGUAUCAAUGUAUUUGUUGGAAGAAUUGUGUUUUCUGAUAUAAAAGGAUUUCAUAUUUCAAAAUUUGAAACUAAAUUUGUGUUUAUUUCAACAUGGGGGAAGAGAAAUCAACAUCUAAAACCAAGCAAGAAGAACCAGAAAAGGAUGAUAAGAAUGGCCAAAAAAGAAACUGGAGGAAUUUGGUUGCAUUUUGGAUUUUUGGCCUGUGCAACAAUUUUGCUUAUGUGGUCAUGUUGAGUGCAGCUCACGACAUUUUGAAAGAAGAUGAGAAAAGUUCUGGUCAUAACAUCACCACUGUACUCGUCAAUAAAACACAAAAUGAAACUGAUCCUUCUUUUUUAGAAUGUAACACUGUCAGCACUGGAGCUAUUUUGUUGGCUGAUAUUUUGCCAACUCUUGUGGUCAAAUUUACUUUUCCAUUUUUCCUGGAGAAAAUUCCGUACGGCAUUAAAAUUUCACUGGUGGCAGUUUUCGCGCUGAGUAGUUUUUUAAUUGUUGCUCUGGCGCAUGCCAUGUGGCUUAGCAUUCUGGGAGUCGUCUUUGCGAGUGUCAGUUCAGGUUUGGGUGAGAUUGCGUUUCUUAGCCUGACCACUUUUUACAGCAGGAAUGUUGUAUCUCUGUGGUCGUCAGGGACGGGUGGAGCUGGGAUAUUCGGAUCCCUGGUCUACGCAGGUUUCACCAGCGCUGGGUUGUCCCCCAGAGAUUCUCUUCUGAUCAUGGUUGUCAUCCCUGUUCUAAUGAUGGUGGCCUACCUUUUCAUCUUGGACAAGCCCGAGGAAAAGGAACACAAUUUAGAAAUGAGUUUUAAAAAGUUGGGCUCGGUUUCGGACAAUUCAGUGACAGGGCUUGAAGGCUCAACUGUCACGCUGUACAGGAUGAAUUCUAACGAUGUUGUUAUUGAACAGACAACGGAAAUUACAAAGUACACGCUUACUUUAAAAGAAAAAGUCAGGCUUAUCCCAACCCUGUUCAAGUACAUGAUACCUUUGACCUUGGUGUACUUUGGUGAGUACUUCAUAAAUCAAGGUCUACACGAGUUGUUGUACUUUAAUGGACAAUGGCUAUCUAAAAGUGAGCAGUACAGGUGGUACCAGGUUGACUAUCAAAUUGGAGUUUUCAUCUCGAGGUCUUCAGUUAAUUUAAUUCACAUCAAAGCUCUUUGGGUUCUACCUGUUUUACAGUUUGUAAACCUGGCACUAUUAACAUGCCAGAUUUUUUACAGAUACAUACCAAACAUUUGGAUAAUUUUUGCCAUUGUUCUGUGGGAAGGGCUACUGGGAGGGGCUGCCUAUGUAAACACCUUCUAUAAAAUCACCAAUGAUGUAUCAGCAGACAAGAAGGAAUACUGCAUCAGCAUGGCUGCUAUCUCAGACUCCAUCGGCAUAGCUCUAGCAGGAGCUGCAGCCAUACCUAGCCACAAUGCCAUUUGUGGCCUCAAUUUAAAAAUGUGAUUUUUGUAAACAAAAUUUUAAUGCAGGAAUAAUAUAUUGCAUAAUUUUUGUUUUUAUCAUCUUUUUAUUUAAUCAGUAAGCUUUUUAGAUUGUUUCUUGGCAAUAUAAGCCAAAUGAGUCGAUUUAAAAAAAAAGUUAACUUAUGUGCUUUAUCAAAUUAAUGUCUCUGUCUUAAAAUACAAUUGUUAACUUAUGUGCUUUAUCAA